Molecule: messenger RNA, 1867 nt
Organism: Zea mays
Lineage: Eukaryota; Viridiplantae; Streptophyta; Magnoliopsida; Poales; Poaceae
Product: myb family transcription factor-related protein
Exons: 6
Coding region: 487-1185 (232 amino acids)
Molecular function (GO): DNA binding; DNA-binding transcription factor activity
Source: RefSeq, a predicted model, not a curated record
CCAAUGAUUGUUCAGCCACCAACAACUCAGGAUUUCAUUCUACUCCAAUCAAGCGAGAUUAAAGAAACGAUUUUUUUUAAAAGGUGGUUGUUAUUUGUCUCAGAGAUAAUGAUGUCUCUACUGACUUAAACAGAUACAGUAUUUAUUAAGUCAGAUGUAAUUUUCCAUCGACGGUGUCAGAAAAGGACAUCGCUCUGCACUAACAAAUAUCAUUACCGCCAAUAACGUAAUGCGAGUCUUGCAGCUUCAGCCACCAAGAGACCAGGGCUGAACUGCUGAAGCUGAGAUAGGAUUGAGAAUCGCUGCCAGUGGAAAGCGGCACUAGCAGCAGGGCAGAAGCAAGAACCAGCAAGAAAGGGGAGAGAGAAAGCGGAAGGACUUUUUCUCGGAUUGGAUCCUUCGCUUUUGGGGGAAGGAGAAGGCCCCUCUCUGUCCUCUCUCCAUCCUUGCGGAGGGCGCUAGCAGGAGCAGCGGAAGGAGGAAGAGAUGUUCCCGCCUGGCCUGAUCCACCACCGCCCUGACGCCCCCGUUCCCGGCGAUGGGGCGACACGCUCCGGCCCCGGCGGGCCGAGCCUUGUACUGACGGCGGACCCCAAGCCCAGGCUGCGGUGGACGGCCGACCUCCACGAGCGUUUCGUCGACGCCGUGGCCCAGCUCGGCGGACCCGAGAAAGCAACACCAAAAACUAUCUUAAGGACAAUGGGCGUCAAGGGUCUUACUCUUUUUCACUUGAAGAGCCAUCUUCAGAAAUACAGAUUAGGGAAACAAUCUGGUAAGGAGGGAUCAGAGCAAUCUAAAGAUGCAUCCUAUCUUCUAGAUGCUCAAAGUGGAAUGAGCGUGUCCCCUAGAGUUCCUGCCCAGGAUAUGAAAGAAAGCCAAGAAGUUAAAGAAGCACUGAGAGCGCAGAUGGAAGUCCAAAGAAGACUGCAUGAACAAGUGGAGCCACAGCUGCAUACAAGGCCUUGCUCAUUACAAUCGUUGGCUGGUUUUACCAUUACCAGGUCCAAAAGCGCGUGCAGAUCAGAAUGGAAGCGUUUCAGAAGUACAUCGACAGUAUCCUGGAGAGCGCGUGCAAGAUGGUCACCGAACAGUUCGCUUCAAGUGGCUUCAGCAUCUCUGACCCUGAUCUCCCGGAGAUAUCCCCUGGAGGGGUGGUCAUGUGUGGCGGCCCCACGGACACGUUGAGCUCGUCGGUGUUCAACCAGCUUUCCGUCAGCUCCAUCGGCUCGCACAGUCCAGGAGGCAAACCUUCCCCUUCCCCAUCAGGCAUGGAAUGUCCGCCGCUGCUCCUCCACAAGUCGCAUGAGCUCAAGCGGAGGUCCUCUUGAACUGACAAAUCGGCGAAGCCUGAGGGCGCGGUGAUGGCUGUCUUUGCUAGUGUUGUCGGAUAUGGUGGUACUGGUGGUGACAAGGGAAAUUGGUGGUCCAGUCUUGUGGUAGCUGACUUUCUCCAGGUAGCAAGAUAUUGCUGUGUUUGUUUGAUCAGUCAAAGCAUCAAACAGACAGACCUACGUUCAUGUGAACUGCCUCAUGCAUGUGCUAGAUUGAAAAAAAAAGUUAUCAUAUUUUGUCAUGAGAUUAUGAUUCUACUAGCUAGCAUCCUUAGCACACUUGAGAUGUUGUUGACUCGUGUCCUAGUGUCCUCUGUGUUGAUCCAUGUAUGCACAGCGAUUCAUGUUGGGAGUUGGGACUGGGACAUGUUAACACCAGAUGUUUCAAGCUUCGUACUUUGCCUCAGUUGUCCAUGCAUGCAGCAGGCAUCCCAGUACUUCACCUGCUGUUGAACUUGAAGACUAGUGUAUUCAGCUUAUGAAAGAUUCAUGCUGAGUUUGUACCCCCACAAAUUGCUAGUUGCAACUUUGAACUA